UAGCACUCUAUUUCUGAUUUCAAUGUAGAAGACAUCAAUCGAUGUCUCUUCUUAUCUCUAUUUCUCUUCUUUUUCUAAUAUUUCCACAUUCAUCUAAUCCUUCAAGCUCUAAUUUUCUGGAUAUUGCCAGUACUUAUCAAGCAGUUGACUAUGGUAUUGCAACUGAUCAACAUCAACAAUGUCUGUCUUGGAAGUUAUGGUGGAAAACUCAGAAAUCAUUACAUGAUCCAUCAACAGCUGAUAUUGAUUUAUUAGCAAUAAGAAGAGCAGAAGUUUGGAUUAGGAAUGAACAUGAUGCGGAGAAAUAUGAUGUUCCCGUAGAAUUGUUGCAAAAUUUCACGACAAUCCGGAUCGUCUUCAGAAAUGUUUGUCGUCUUCUUCCUCGGGUUCUUCAAAUAUCUUCACCUCUAGCAGCCCGACGAAGCCGAAUUACUCUCGAUGCACUGUGUCAGACGUACAACUAUUCGGAUCCAGAAGUUCAAGAACUUGUUCUUAACAACUAUGAAGAAGCACAAGAAAAUGCAAUUGGAAUUGAUCAACUCUUGUUUCUCGAUCAUCAAUCGGUGAUGAUUGUUAUGCCAGCUGCAUGUAACUCUAGUAAUAGUGAUGAAAAGGAAAUUUCAAAACAAUAUUAUCUAGAGAAAUACGGUGAUUUUUCAUUCAAUGUGAGCAAUUUGAAUAUUGAGUUGGAUAAACUUCAUGAAAUGGUUCACGAUUUCAAACCAUUGGAUCAAAUUAUGAAUCAAAACCUUGGACUAGACUACCAACGGCCUCUUCCAUCAUCCACAAUUCUUCCAUUUUUACGAAAAAUGGAAUAUGAUGCACGACAGCCUCCAAGUCUUCAUGUUGAUGAUACUGUAACAGUUAAAGUUGGAAUUGCAGUUCAAUCAAUGAGCAACUUUGAGCUCUCUACAAUGGAUUAUGACCUUGAUGCUUGGGUCCGAAUGUCAUGGAUUGAUCCUCGCCUUCGUCAUGAUCUUUCUCGCCCGAUUCUUGUCAAUGAUUACACUUUUCUGAAAAUGAUUUGGAGACCGGAUCCAAUUUUCACAAACUCGAAAUAUUCAACAUUUCACAAGGUUACCUAUCUCAAUUUCUAUUUAUUUAUUUUCCCAGAUGGGAAAAUAUUCAUGGAUAUGAGAGUUUAUUUGAAACCAACUGCUGCUCAAAUUGUUCUAUGCAAAUAUCCACAUGAUAAUCCUGCAGUUUCACUGAAAAUUAGUUCCAUGGGGUUUACACAAGAUGUUGUUAAACUUGAAUGGUUUUCUGAUACAAACGAUGCAAUUUGGAUCGAGAAAAACGUGAAAAUUCCUGAAUUGAGCAUUCGACAUUUGCAUCCAGACACAUGCAACGGUGUAAGAAAAUCUGGAGUUUAUUCAUGUCUAGAAGCAAAAUUCUACAUGCAUCGAGAAGUUGGUUAUCACAUUGCAAAUACUUAUAUUCCUACAGCAAUUUGUGUGGUCUUCUCAUGGAUUUCAGUAUGGUUACCCGAAGAAUUUGUUGAAGGUCGAAUAUUUGUUUCUCUCACCGUAUUUCUGACACUUUCCGCUGAAAAUAACUCAGCAAAAGAAGAACUUCCAAAAGUUUCUUACGUGAAAGCUAUUGAUAUCUGGUUCGGGUUUACUUCCACUUUUGUAUUCCUGACAAUGCUUCAAGCUCUCGUUGUGAUUUCAUUGGAGCAUAACAGUAAACGACUGAGACUAAAGUUUGAAAACAAUCUUGACGGAUACAGUAAAUAUCAAAUGACAAAAUCAAUGCUUCUAAGUCGGUAUUAUCAUCGAAUGGCUCGUCAGAUUGACACAUUUUGCAAAGUAAUGUAUCCAGUUAUUUUUCUUCUUUUUCUUAUGUUUUAUGUUUUUGUUAUCACGCAAGGAGAUGAGAGAAAGUGUAUUAAAAAUUGAAUAAAUGUGUAUGAACAAUUUUUAAU
Messenger RNA from Caenorhabditis elegans, 1924 nucleotides. It is a transcript of the gene lgc-44, whose product is annotated as Neur_chan_LBD domain-containing protein. Gene Ontology annotation, molecular function: extracellular ligand-gated monoatomic ion channel activity; monoatomic ion channel activity; transmembrane signaling receptor activity. NCBI's taxonomy places the organism in Eukaryota, Metazoa, Nematoda, Chromadorea, Rhabditida, Rhabditidae. The transcript has 9 exons. Gene Ontology annotation, biological process: monoatomic ion transmembrane transport; excitatory postsynaptic potential; monoatomic ion transport. The record is from RefSeq and is marked reviewed. Gene Ontology annotation, cellular component: membrane; postsynapse; plasma membrane. Bases 42 to 1898 code for a protein of 618 amino acids.